UUUUUCUCUAUAUAAGUGCGACAUCACCCGGAUGGUUGGGCGGUGAGUUAACUCCACUACAACAGACACAUCCCUUCCAAAAACUCAUUUAUUACUCAAUAAUACAAGUCAUAAAACAAUAACACAUGCAUGUAUAAUUUAUUUUUUCUCCACACUCCCCUACAUUUACCUACACAACCUGCAUCUCAUCAAGCCAGUUCUGCCAUCCUUAUCUCAUGAACUUAAGGCAAAUGAAGUCUUGAAUAAAUUGGUCUAUCCAUCUGAGGUAUACUACUAGAAAGGUCUUAAGUAAUAAGACCUAGCUAUUUCUAUUGCUCAGGCUAUUAAACAGGACCAUUUUAUAACACUCACCAUAUUGGAUGAAGAUGUGCAUGCAAUACUAAUAUAUUGAAUUUUCUUUUUUUUUUAAAUGUACAGCUUGGAAGUGUGGUGUGAACCUGUGAUAUGCAGCAUGACCAUACCAUGUGCAAGGUUUGUCUUAAGACAGCUCUGUCUGCAACAUUCCCAAUCUGCCUGCAGAUCAGGGGAUAUUUGGAAAAUUUGGGAAGGACCACACCUGUACACAAUCUUGUGUUAGUCUCUAAUCAUGGGUUUCCACAUAAUAUGCCCUAAUGAAUCCAAGUGCAGGUAGACUGGAAGGCUGGGAACUUUACAAAGCCACAGGAAUGAAUGUGAAAUAGGGUGCCACCAAGAUCAGUACCCACACAAGAAUGAAUCUUGUGUUCAUUGUCAAAAGAGAGAAAAAGCAGCAGAGAUGGCAGUGCAUCAGCAUAAGCUGUCCAAACAACUGUGAAGAGAACAUUUUAAGGUAUUUUUACCCUAGAGUUUUUGAAAGGAAUAAAUCAAUUAGUGCAAAAAUCAGUAAACAGUGAACUUUGGAAGUAUUUAUUAAUGUUACUGUGUCAGAGGAAGAAGCCACUACUAAAGCAGGCAGCAUUUAGACUCAUACCUCAAUAUAUUAAAGAAGUGAUGUAAAACUUGUUUCUAUUGUAGGAAUUUUCAAUAUAAAUGAGCCUCAGUCAUCCAGAUAUAAAACAUUCAAAUAACAAGUAAAACAAAUGUAUGAAAAAUUUGGUUGCACUCUGAUGCAAACUACAACAAGCUCUUGUUCCUUGAUAGCUUCCCAAAAUAGCAGGAAGCAUAACAAUCUCUCACAUCUCCUUUGCAAGCAACCAAAUAUCACUUUUCAUGACCAUAUCAUUUCUGCUUCCUUUCUACAGUAAUAUAUUUCAUUAUACACAUGUAGUUCUACAUUUCCCAUUAUGCAAAUAUAUUUCUGGCCAAGAAGAGCUUUGAAAGCAACCCAUGUUAUUACAAUGCCUUUGUUGUGCAACAUGACAGAUGGUAAAGAUCUACACCCAAUUUUGUAAGUUUUGUGUUCCAACAAGGGAUAUCUACAUACUGUAAAGUUUAUAUUUUCUUUCACAACUACAUCAUUUCUGUUGCCCACAAAUAAUGAACAAAGUGUACUUUAUUUUGCUUAUUUAACCUCUAUUUCUGUUGUUUAGCAAUGGCCUCCAGUCAAGCCACACAAAAUAUACAGUGGUAGGAAAGAAAGAGCAAUGGUAGAGCUUAUGAUAGCAGCAAGGAUAGUGUUUUGGUACAGUUUCACAAAGACGGUUGGAGUAUUUCACAUAAAAUCUUUUAAGAGAGCAAGAUGAUCCCUUUCUAGCAUACAUCAACAUCACAACGUUUGGUUCAGGUUUUGAAGAAAUUCAAUGAAUUUGGCCAGUUUUGAUAAAAAAAAAAUUCCAUGUUGGACCAAUAUUUUCAAAGAAUUUGGCCAUCAUGCAUUGACGAAAUGAAGCAAAUUUAGCUACAAAAACAAUUUAGAGACAUACUUGGUAAAAUUUCUCUUCAACUGAUUUGCUAGCCAAUUUCCAGUGGAAGUUUAUUUUAUUAAUAUAAAUGUGUCAUUCUUGUGAUUUCAGAGAAUUGAGUUCAUUACAAGCCAGAGAACAAAUUAUCAAGAUCUCUUUGCCGAGCUGUGUUGUCCCUUGCCUUGCCAUGUGUUGCCCAUUUGCUGCUGGGGCAGUAUGGUGUGUAAAGCUACCAAGAGAUGUCAAAGAUAUAUGCCCGUUGUACAACAACACAGUGGAGGGGUGUAUGCCAGAAAUUGACUGGGAUGCAGUCAUACAACACUUCAAAGCAUCAUUAAUGACUGAAUUUUCACUACUUUCAAGGAUUUUAGUUUUUCCUAUUUUGUUUCCAUUAUGUUCACUGACUGAAUUUUUCUUCCCCUGCUGUGAUGUCUUUUUUUCUGUUUAUGCUGCCUGCCACCAUGUUUAUUUACUGCACCAUCAAGAAUGGUCCACCUUUUUUAAAUGCACCAAAAUGCCUGCACAUCCACAAGUAUCUUUAUUUCCACCGUCGCCAACAUCACAUCUUUCUGGCCUAUCUCCAUCAUUUCCCCCCCAUUUGCUUCUUCACCCUCGCUUAUCUCUUUAUCUCUAUUUCAGCCACCUGCUACCUUUUUUAUUUUAUAUUGCCUCUAUCUUUUUUUCAUACUUAAACUUGUUUUAAAAGGCUUUUUGGCAGGCAGUUUUCUGCUGAUGACACCAUAAGAUUUACUACAAACUCUGUAUUGUUUCCAUCACUACCAGAAGAACUCUCCUCACAGUCACCACAGCAUGAACUGCAGAAACCACCAUCACAAUCAUGUGAUGUCACUCACUCACCACCAGAAGAACUCUCCUCGCCACCACUACAUCAUGAACAGCUGGGAUCACCAUUGCAAUCACAUGUUGUCACUAACUCACCACCAGAGGAACUCUCCUCACCACCACUACAUCAUGAACAGCCAAAGUGACAAUCACGCAAUGUCACUCAACCUCGACUCCACCACCACUGCCACCAGAGAAGAGUUAUUCACUUCUUUACAAAAACAUAAAGAACACUACACUCUAUGCCAUUGCUGAGAUUUGUUAACAACCACGUCACUUUUAUUUUUGAUGCAUUUCUGCCAUGAACACAAUUCAAGUUGAUGGUUUAUAUUUAAGUUACAUUGCACUACGAGAUUCAUGCGAUUCUGAAAUUCGCAGCAGGGUAUGGGUUCUAAUUUCCGGUGAGUUCUGUUUAUGAGAUUAAAAAAUCUAUCAUCAUGUGUACUUUGCGGUAAUUUAGUCGUCACGCAUCUCACGACCAGAGUUAGAGAAGAAGACCAGACAAUUUUGACAUUGUAGAAGAUGCUCGUGCAGUGCAGAUGGUUAAUUAUUAUUAUGGCAGCGAAAAUAACAUUCGACAUUGCAUGAAAUUCAAAGAAGGUUGAGAGCCGGAGAGAAUGGCGGCAUGUGAACCAGGUCCGUAUUCUCUUUGUCUCAAACAAGUGUUUGGACCUUCGCUCACUAAUACUACAAGCUGGUAUACUGUUUCGAGUGAAUGGUCAUACAGACCGAAUCAUAGUACUAUAUCAAGCACAGUGACCCCGUUUAUCGGUGAUAUUGUCGAAGUAUCCAUCCACGACCUAGUCAAUAACAAUGGCACCAAGGUCCAUCCAUUGUGGUUUGGCUCAGGAAGGAAGAAAGAUACAGUGGUCGUUUCCACUCCUUUUGGCAUUCUUGCUAAGGCAGUACGAGGGAAAAACCCACAAGACAAUAAAGUAAUCGGUUCAUUGGAAUUCAAAAUUAUCAAAGAUUUGAUCAAUUCCACUCCAAUCGAUGAAAUGGCAGGAAGAAGUGAGAUUCCCGCCAUCUUGCCCGAAACGCCACCAACUUCACCAGAAGAUACACUUCCCAAAGUGAUAAAGCCAUGCAACAUUGAAUCGAGUCUGGCUAUGAAGCAACUGUUCGAAGUCUUAAAAGAGUUUGAAAUGUGCCAAAUGGGUCCUUGGCUGAAAAUGAAGCGAGCGGGAUUAGUUGCAAAUGAAUGUUUAGCCGUGUUACAGCAAGAACUGACUUCUUGUGUGCCUGAUCUUGGGAAGGUCUUUGGUUAUGGGUUGCUACACUGCACCAAGGAUAACCAAAAUUUUGUACGUGAGGUGAUAUCGACUGCUUUGGAAACAGUUGCCAAGAAACAGGGAAUUAAAAAGGCAUUUGGUACAAUUUUAUGUGAAGAUAUAGAUACGAGGUAUUUGGAAUCGCUACAAGUUCCCCACUGGCUUCAGUUGUACGUGAAGUUGGCCACGAAACUUCCAAAUCGAUUGGGGCAAAUGCUUCUGAAUUUUCUCAAUAUUGGUCGUAGCAGGGUAAGUUUUAUUUUUACAAGCUUUUUUUUAUUUGUUGACAGUCCAGAAAUCUUUUGUCUGUGCACUCAGGGAAGACUUGGAGGGAAGUGGGGUGGAGAAAUAUAAAAGGGUAGGAAUUUGCAAUGGGUAUCACUUUGAUCCUUUCAUUUGCCCAAAUCCCAGGUGAAAGUUACUUUUUAUUCUUUAAGGAUUCUGUAAAGCGAUUUUCUGCAUGAUAUUACGAUGCAAAUCACAAAAAAAAAUAACUCAAAGCAAUGUUAAUGCCUUCAGUGUUUACUGCACAUUGUUGAAUCAUUUACUUUAUGCAGAAUUUUUCCUCUAUGCCAAUAUGGUAUUGGCUUAAAAAGUUGUGCCAUAUUUUGUUUAAUAUUUUUGGCAAGUGGAAUGUGUGACUGUAGUUGUGCACCUAAAUAGAUAACUCAAAGUUGUUCAUUUUUCUCUACUUUUAAAAAGAAAUCUACUGAUGUGGGACUCCUGCUAACCACUAAUCAGAUUAGAGCCCAGAAAGAUCUUGCCUUUUCGGUGACAAGAAAUGUUUCAAACUGGAGCCACUUGCUGCAGAACUGAGAGGUUAUGGGAUCAGCCUCAAGAUGGCACUAAUCUGGCAGAUAAGGCAAACCCAUUUGCAUCAAGAUAUUUCGCGAUCAGAUGUGCUAGAGUUUAAUCUGAAACUCGAUGGACAACCUCUUUCAGGUGUUUCAAAGAAUUUUGGUUAACUAGUUUGUUGCUGUCGAGCAUUAGCAAGACAGCACACUAUUCUUCUCUGUAGGACGAAAAAUCCAAAAUUUUCUCGGACAUAAGACUCAAAGCCUGCACAGUUGAGUAUUAUCUGGAACAAUUGAAAUCACACGCACAUCACAUGGCUGUCAUAUCAUCUGGGAUCCACACGUGAGAUCACUUUGCACGUGAGAAAUCCUCGCAUGCUGUCAGAUGCUUUCGACUUUCGAAUCUUUCGUAUGCUGUCAGUUGUUUGACCAGACAUAUUCCACUUUCAAAUCUUUCGUACGCUGUCAGUUGUUUGACGUUGCCAUCAUACAAGUAGAUAAGUAUUUUCUGAAUGUUUUCAUUUAUUCAAUUGCAGCUGUCUUUUGGCAGGAAUGGGUGGAUUGUGUUGAGGUUGACAAAACCUACAUAUUUAAGAAUUUGAGAGUAAAGAAAAACAAUUACACAGAGGAAAUUUAUGCCAAUACAGCUAAGGAAGGCUUUCAUUACCAAGAAACGGAUGCCUUCUUAGAACUAGCAGAGACUGAACCAACAAUGAUGGAAAUGACCACUAAAGAUACCACAAUAUCCAUCAUUGGUAUUAAAACUGUUUCAUGCUACUACACCUGUAAUGCCUGCGGAAAGACAACCAAACUGACAGGCAAAUUACUAAAGUGUGGAUCAUGCAAACUUAAACAAAGGAUCACUCCUGAGAGCAAACACUGGUUUGUGAGACUUUUUGUAAAAGACACAACCACCAACAACAAAUUUUACCUGUCUGUCUCUCACCAGCAGCUGGUGAAACUGUUCAAUGCUUCGCAACAAAAAAUGCACGCUGCCCUCACAGAGGAUGAUCUAACUGACAUUCUUCUCAAGAUGGAUGAUUUAAACAUUACUUUAAACCUAGCUGACAAUAAAUUGCUUCAUGUAAAUUAGAUAUGAGGACUAUAACAACAGAAAACAGGUUCCUUCAAUCUUAAAAAACUGUUUUCUUCCAAUGUCCUAUGAUGAUGUAGAAAACUUACUGUCAAUAAUGAUUUUUAUUUGCAUUUUUUCAUUUAUCUAAUUAAAUUUAAAAUUCAUUACAAAGUUAACAUCUAAAAAAAAUCACCCACUGGAUAUUGGUUGAUUAUAUUUCAUACAGAUGUAGGAAGAAAUUUUAAUCCUACUUACUACUGAUUUACUAAGUAUCUUUGCCAAAACCUUUUUGCCAAGAAUUUAUUGUUCAAAGUAGACAUAUUUUUAUAGUUACAGUUAUUGUUCACAUUAAAAAGAAACUCUACUGG
Messenger RNA from Orbicella faveolata, 6171 nucleotides. RefSeq lists its product as uncharacterized. The record is from RefSeq and is a predicted model, not a curated record. NCBI's taxonomy places the organism in Eukaryota, Metazoa, Cnidaria, Anthozoa, Scleractinia, Merulinidae.